Messenger RNA from Danio rerio (zebrafish), 1202 nucleotides. It is a transcript of the gene npdc1a, whose product is annotated as neural proliferation, differentiation and control, 1a. Gene Ontology annotation, cellular component: membrane. The record is from RefSeq and is marked provisional. NCBI's taxonomy places the organism in Eukaryota, Metazoa, Chordata, Actinopteri, Cypriniformes, Danionidae.
GGGCCGGUUUGUUCUCUGUCAGUCGCGUACGUCCAACCGACCUACAUCCAGAUUUGGGAAUGACACCCCGCGGCGUUUAUCUGCUGUCCUGGACUUGAAAAGCUCCGUGAAGGAUGUUGUUUUCUCCGACCCGGAGCACACGGCGAGCCCGGGCCUCCCUUCUGCUGCCCGGGCUGCUGAUCUGCGUUAUCCUCGCCGCCGUCGGUGCGAGUGUGCCGGCAAAGUGCCCUGAUCACAUAGAGUGUGCCAGAAGGGGGCGUCACUUCUGCAAGCCUGGCUCCUCCAACUGCGGCCCCUGCCUCAUCCCACUGGAGGAGGAUCAAAUGGGACAUUGUGUGGUUCGCAGUGUACGAUAUGCAGCUCAGUCCCGUGAUCCAGUGGCCCCACUUUCUGGCAUAGAUGAAGAAAUCGACUUUCUGUCCUCCGUCAUCACCAAGCAGCAGUUGUCGGAAAGCAAGCACUCAGACUCUGCACCACAGUCUCCUCCGCAAGUACAGUUGAAGCAGAAAAGUCUUCAUAAAACCACAACUGUUGAACCAAUGACCACCAGUCCUACAGCACCAACACACACUACAAACUCCUCCAACCGCCACGGGCCAGUCAUCUCCCCAAAUCCAUCCAGGGACAGCCUGCUAGUCUUGAUGAUAUCUUUAUGCAUUAUUGUGGGGGCGAUGGCACUUAUCCUUGUUACCGUCUGCUGGGUCAGAUUACAGAGAGAAACUCGUCUGGCUCAGAAGGUCGAUUAUCCGGCGUUUCAGGAAGCAGCCAACCGCAAUAAUACUUCUUCUGGGGAUAAAACCCUGGCUCACAGCGCUCAGAUGUACCACUACCAGCACCAGAAACAACAGAUGCUCUCUAUGGAGAAACAUAAAGCAGAGCCUAAAGUCUCCGAGUCUGGAGGUCAUUCAGAUGAGGAGACCGAGGAGGGAGAUUUUACUGUGUACGAAUGCCCUGGACUCGCACCGACUGGAGAGAUGGAAGUGAAAAACCCGCUGUUUGACGACUCCACCUUACAUUCCCAGAAAAAUCACAAGUGACCUGGACACACACACAAACACACAUACGCAAUGAUACUUUUACCAUAGCCUGAACACACCUAAAAACAUUCCUUCAUAGGGUGAAGCUAAUCUGUUGCACCACAUAUAUAUUCACACUGACACAAAAUAAAUGACUGUUUAUUUUUUGAGCUGACGUCCAGACCC